AUGGAGAAUGAUAUCUUAGAGGCUCUGUUAUCUGUCACCUUGUUGGCAUUUGCCACAACAACCUGUUCCCUCCUUAUAACUUGCUUCAUAGUCCACACUUACCGCCGGUUCCUCUCUAACUCCUCCUCCUCCUUGAGCGAAAGGGAGAACCUUCGAUAUGACGUCGACACAAUGAUGGUGGAGGAGGAGGAGGCUCCACAGGGCUUACAUGAGUUUGUUAUAAAUCUUAUUCCGUCUUUCAUCUACAAUACUACUACUAAGUCUGAACAAGAAACUUGUUCCGUUUGCUUGACUGAAUUCAAAGAUAAUGAUCAUGUUCGUACCCUCCCUCUUUGCUCCCACAUUUUUCAUCACGAUUGCAUUGAUGUUUGGCUUCGUUCAAACACUAACUGUCCUCUAUGUCGCUCCCUUAUUUGCUGUCAUCUCUGUUGUUUACUUACAUCCAUCGCCAACAAGGACGGACGGGUGGACUUUCCCGUCUUACCCCCUUAUUCAUUUGCUUCUGAGCGAAGCUUGUAG
Molecule: messenger RNA, 519 nt
Organism: Medicago truncatula (barrel medic)
Lineage: Eukaryota; Viridiplantae; Streptophyta; Magnoliopsida; Fabales; Fabaceae
Product: RING-H2 finger protein ATL64
Exons: 1
Coding region: 1-519 (172 amino acids)
Biological process (GO): protein ubiquitination
Molecular function (GO): transferase activity
Source: RefSeq, a predicted model, not a curated record